AUGGAGGAUGCAUCAGAGGACUCAUACAGUGAUGCAAUAUGUGUAGAACUCAAGAAUAGGGACUAUGAAAUUGCAGUGCUGGGGCCUCCCAACAGUCAACGGGAGGCAAAGGAGAAAAUAUGUAGUCAGAUUUUGGAAAGAUUGAAAGGUGUAUCUGUUACUCAGCUGCGCUUUUUCCUCAUGGACGAGUUGGGUGAAAUGGAGCAGCAAAAUUUCUUCUGUGAACCGAACCUGGUGACGAUAAUAAUUCUCUCCAGGGGAAACUGCGGCAUUUCUGAUUGUACCUGUGCAUACAUGCAAGGCAUGGCAGCAGCAGCUAUUCUGAUCAUAUUCUUCAAUGUAACCGUGCAUCACAUUUUCCGUUUUCACUUUAUACAUUCCUUCUUCUCCUGCACUGGAGUUUGUAAGUUUAUUAUCUUCAUGAAUGCAGUCAGCCUGUACCUGGUAGUGUGGUUCACAGUCCUGUCCACACUUGAUCGCUAUGUCGCUAUAUGCUGUGAGAGGCUGAAAACAAAGUAUUGCAGAGGGAGGACAGCGACUGCAGUUAUAAUGAGCAUUAGUGUCUUAGUUUUCCUUGGUAACGUACCAUAUUGGUUUAGUUAUGAAUCUGAGAAAGUAAUUGAUCAUUUACAAUGGGGUUGCCGCCCCAAGGAGAACUUCUUCAAUUCUCUAGCAGAUGUAGCAUUCUCUUGGUUACAAAGUGUUUGUGUAGUUUGUCUUCCAUUUUCGUCGAUUUUCGCGUUUAAUUUAUUGACAAUCAGACGUAUUGUAGUAGCCAAUCGAUCUCGCAGGAACAUCCGGGGAUGCAGUAGUGACAGUCAAAGAGACCCAGAGGUAGAAAAUCGACGAAAAUCCAUUAUUUUCCUCUUGACAAUAUCUGCCAAUUUCAUACUUCUGUGGCUGACAGCAAUGGUGAGCUUUUCAGCAACAAGGAUAUCAAACACUGAAGAUUUUCAAAGAGGUUAUGCAGCUCCUGCCUACAUUGCCACUGAAGCUGGUUACAUGCUCAUGUAUUUCCAUUCGUGUACAAAUGUGUGCAUUUAUGCCGCCGUUCAAAGUAAAUUCCGGCAAGAGCUGAAGAAAGUUUUGACAUCUCCUUGGUCAGGUAUUCUGAAGUUGGUUCUUCAAAAGGAAAGUUGA
Messenger RNA from Rhincodon typus (whale shark), 1140 nucleotides. RefSeq names its product probable G-protein coupled receptor 139. Gene Ontology annotation, biological process: G protein-coupled receptor signaling pathway. The transcript is spliced from 3 exons. The coding region runs from base 1 to 1140 and encodes 379 amino acids. Lineage: Eukaryota; Metazoa; Chordata; Chondrichthyes; Orectolobiformes; Rhincodontidae. Gene Ontology annotation, molecular function: G protein-coupled receptor activity. The record is from RefSeq and is a predicted model, not a curated record. Gene Ontology annotation, cellular component: membrane.